Musa acuminata subsp. malaccensis (wild Malaysian banana) is the source of this 3555-nucleotide messenger RNA. NCBI's taxonomy places the organism in Eukaryota, Viridiplantae, Streptophyta, Magnoliopsida, Zingiberales, Musaceae. The record is from RefSeq and is a predicted model, not a curated record.
UGAUUGCCACAGCAUCGCACCUACCUUCCCUCUUCCUCCCCUAAUCAAGCAAUGGCUACUGGUUAUGGCUGCGGAGGUGGAGCUCUUGUUCCGAUGUAUGUAAUGCUGAUGGCCUUGCUCAUCAGCAGCAGAGCCAUCUCUCGUCUCGAAGCGAAGGGGAGCUGCGUAGAGAGCGAGAGGAGGGCUCUCCUUGCCGUCGGGGCCGACAUGUACGACCCUUCCGGCGACUGGCUCGCCUCCUGGACCGGCGACGACUGCUGCACGUGGAGAGGAGUGGCCUGCGAUGGUGCCACUGGCCAUGUCACGAAGCUCGACCUCCGCUUCCCUUACCUGGACGUUGUCGGAGACGUCGACGCCAGCAGGGUGAACCCUUCUCUGCUUGAGCUGACGCACCUCAAGUACCUGGACCUGAGCAUGAACAACUUCUCCUCCGCCGCCGUGCCCGAGACGUUCGCAUCCCUGGUGCACCUGGAGUACCUGAACCUGUCGAGCGCCAUGUUCGCCGGCGCCGUCCCUCCUCGGCUGGGGAACCUCUCCGCCCUUCGCUACCUGGAUCUCAACGGGUGCUACGGCGACCUGCACGUGGAUGACCUCGGCUGGCUCUCUCACCUUCCUUAUCUCAGGUAUCUCGACAUGAGCUGCGUCGACAUGUCGCUAGCGACCAAUUGGUUCCACUCCAUCAACUCCAUCCCCUCCCUCCAAGUGCUGCACCUGCAGUGGUCGAAUCCCACGUACGUCCCGCCCACCCUGCCGCCUUUCAAUCUCACCUCCAUCACCAUGCUCGAUCUCUCCGGUAACCUCAACAUAAACACUUCCAUCCUGGACUGGCUGUCCAACGCCAGCACCCUCGAGCAUCUCCAGCUCGGCUCCUGCGGCGGGUUCGAUAUCCAGCCGCUGCAACCUGCGCUGGCGGCUCUCACUAACUUGCUGGAAUUAGAUCUGUCGGCCAACGACAUCGAAGGCGAAAUCUAUGGGAUUGUGGGCAACGCCAGCAAGCGCUUGCGGAAUCUGGAUCUGCAAUGGAACAAGCUAACCGGAGACAUCGCACGCAUCUUGGUGAGCCUAAGGCACCUGGAGUACCUGGUCAUAGACAACAAUCAGAUCACCGGGCAUCUUCCCGAGAUGCUGGGAAAUCUCAGCAGCCUACGGUAUCUAAGCUUCAGCUCCAAUCAAAUUUCCGGUGACAUUCCACAGACCGUUGGGAAUCUCCUUCGCUUGGAGUUCAUAUACUUCUCCGGCAAUAACCUCAGUGGCGAGAUACCACAGAGCAUAGGGAACCUCACCAACCUGAUACAAUUGUAUUUGGGAAGGAACACCAUCGCCGGAUCGAUACCCGAGAGCAUCGGCAAUCUCCGCAACCUCGAAGAGCUCUACCUGUCGCAUAACAGCAUCACAGGGCACCUACCUCCGUCCAUUGGGAACCUGGAGAACUUGCAGGCCAUGUACUUGCAGAACAACUUCAUUACUGGACGAAUACCAGCGACCGUCGGGGGCCUCCGAAGCUUACGGCGCCUGGACAUGUCAUCCAACAGCUUGACGGGGAACAUACCGAGGGGAAUGGGAAGCUUGUGCAACCUAGAGUACAUCGAUUUGUCCGACAACAAUGUCGCAGGGGAGCUUGCUGAUCUCAUAGAUGGUUUGUCGAACUGCUCUCCACCACUGCGUCUAUCUUCCCUGCAUGUUUCGAACAACAAUUUGAGUGGGAUCAUCCCUCCAAGCUUGGGCCAGUUAUCUGAACUCUCUGAGUUGUACCUCCCCUCGAACUCGUUGGUAGGGAAUGUGACCGAAUCCCACUUCGCCAAUCUCGCCAUCUUAAAGUUCUUGGACAUUUCUCAGAACACCUUGAGGGUGAUCCUGCCUGACGACUGGGUUCCUCCUUUCGAUGCCUUCACCAUUGGAAUGAGCUCCUGUCAUCUGGGAACCAUAAUUCCUGCUUGGAUCCGAACCCAGACGAGCCUAGAAAACCUGUACCUGUCCAGAACAGGGCUCUGGGGUACCAUUCCAGCUUGGUUCUCGGGCUUCAACCCCAGUGGCUGGCAUUACCUUGACUUGAGCUCCAACAGCUUGCAUGGUUCAUUACCAGUUGUGCGUUCUGUCGAGCAGAGCAUCAUAAACCUCUCCAACAACUCCUUCUCGGGACCUCUCCCCCGGAGCUUUGCAGCUGAUCUGAACCCAUCCAUCUUGACCUUGUCUGACAACCGUAUCAGUGGAGACUUCCCUCCCUUCUUUUGCAACAUGACCUUACUGGAAGUCCUCGAUCUGUCCAACAAUGGCUUGUCCGGGGAGUUGCCGGACUGCCACAGCUCAUAUCCAACAUCGCUACAGUCUCUGCACCUGAACAAUAACAGCCUCUCUGGAAGUCUUCCUGCCUUCUUGAAACACUGCAAGCAAUUGAUCACCCUUGAUCUGGGUGAGAACAGGUUGUCUGGUGAGCUACCGAGGUGGAUAGGAAGCAGCCUCUCGUCUUUGAAGGUUCUUCGGUUGAGGUCCAAUCUACUCCAUGGCACCAUCUCGGCGCACAUAUCCAACCUCACAUCCCUCCAUGUCCUGGAUCUCUCCUGCAACAAUCUUUCCGGUGCCAUCCCUUCGUCCAUUGGAUUGCUGGACGCAAUGGUCGUGAUACAGAAUGUCAUAGAGCCGCUGAUCGACAGCAACGCGCGGUACUACAGUGAGCAUGUCCUGAUAACCACCAAAGGAUCGACCAUCGAGUACAGCACCGUGCUAUCGCUGGUGACGAGCAUAGAUCUGUCGAACAACGAUCUGCAUGGUGAGAUUCCGGUUGAGCUGACCGAUCUCCAUGGACUGCAUUUCCUGAACUUGUCCAAGAACCAUUUGGCGGGGGAAAUCCCGACUGAUAUUGGCGGCAUGAGGCAGCUGGAAUCACUCGACCUGUCGAUGAACAAUCUCGGCGGCGAGAUUCCUUUGAGCUUGUCUGCUCUAAAUUUCCUGAGCCACAUGAACCUGUCUUACAAUCACUUGUCCGGAAGAAUCCCGACGAGCAAUCAAUUGCAGACCUUAAAUGAUCCCUCGAUCUACGUCGGAAACAAAGGCCUCUGUGGAACGCCUUUGCCAAAGUGCCCCGGUGAUGAAGCUUCUCAAGGUCCAGCUUCUGCAGGAAUUCAAGAAGAAGAUAACAGUGACAAGCUCGAAAUGAUACUGAACAUUGCUAGCAUUGUCAUAGGAUUCGUGGUUGGAUUUUGGGGUUUUGUUGGCACAAUGAUCGUGAAACAGGGCAUGAGGAUUGCUGUCUUCCAAUGGAUCGACAGGAUCUAUUGGCGGUUGGCAGUAAAACUGGCAAAGCUGAAGCUAAAAGGACAAAGAAUGACUUGAGCUGUGGCAAAACAUGCUAUCUAAUUUUACUACUACUGCUAAUGGCAUGUGUUUCAUGGUUUCGUGUUAUCUGUUUCCAAGUUACAUGGUCAAAUCACAUUCUUCUGAAAUCUACAUGUGUAGAUUAAGCUUCUCAUGAUGCAUUAAGGUUACCAACUUUCGUAUGUUAAUGUCUUCAGAAGGGCUUUGAUGUGAUCCAGUGCCUAACUCUUUGUCUGUGGACUA